AGUAACACCGCACGACUCCCAUUAAGCAGCAGGAUGGUUCUCUGUGCACUGAGGCCACAGCUUCUGAAAAGCAGCACAAGUGUUGGAGCCUGGGGCAGGUUGCUGCAGAGACAGAGCAGUGGCAGUGUGUACUCCAACAUCCAUGGCUUCAACCAGGAGGAGAUCAGAGAGAAGCUCCUGGCUUUUCCCGGAGGGUCCAUUGAUCUUCACAAACACGACUCUGGUAUAGCUGUGCUCACCAUCAACAACCCAUCCCGCAUGAAUGCCUUCUCUGGCAGUAUGAUGGUGGAUCUGGAGGAACAGGUGAGGCAGCUGGAGAACUGGAUGGAUGGCAAAGGCCUCAUUGUCCAGGGAGCUGCUGAAACUUUCUGCUCUGGAUCAGACCUCAAUGCUGUCAGGGCGAUAUCUAACCCACAGGAUGGGAUGAAGAUGUGUAUGUUCAUGCAGAAUACUCUUACAAGGCUACUGAGGCUGCCACUGAUCUCUGUUGCUCUGGUGGAGGGAAGAGCGCUGGGAGGAGGUGCAGAACUCACCACUGCCUGUGAUUUCAGAUUAAUGGCAUCUGACAGCGUGAUCCAGUUUGUCCAUAAACACAUGGGACUGGUCCCAGGCUGGGGCGGCGCUGCACGACUUGUCCACAUUGUUGGAAGCCAGAAUGCACUAAAGCUCCUUGGUGGCACUCUGAAAGUGGACCCCAAAUUUGGCCUGCAGAUUGGACUGGCAGAUGGAGUCCUGGAGGGCCCCCAGGCAGAGGAGGGUGCAGAGACUCCCCUACAACAGGCUGAAAACUGGCUCAGUCGCUAUAUAAAAGGACCUGCCCCUGUGAUUCAGGCUGUGAAGAAGGUGGUGUUGUCAGGGAGAGAGCUCCCUCUGUCUGAGGCUCUGAGGACUGAGAAGGAUGUGUUUGGGACAGUGUGGGGCGGUCCAGCUAACCUGCAGGCUCUGGCCAGCAAGUCCAAACACAAAUGAAGUGUCUCUCUUCAGUACCUUUUAGAGCAUCUCAGAUCAGCAAAGAUCAGUGAUAUUUGUAAGAUGUCACACAGAGAAAUGCUACAGCUCCUCUGGGGAUAGACCGACUCCUGAUUGACAUUACUGAACUGACUGGUGGCACAUUUACAUCGUAAUACAUUGUGUAACUUUUAAGAUCCUUUUAUGUAAUAAGUUGAAUGAUGUGUCUAAAAUGUGGACUGACUUUGGUGUGGGACUUUGCUAUGAUAAAGGUAUUUUUCUUUGGUCCAUAGAAAAAAGACAAUAAAUCUUUUUAUUUCAGUAAAUUGGAUUCUGAUGAUAUGGGAUUGCUAAUUAUCACUUUCUGAAAUUGCUUGGGUUGUCUUUUGUUUGGUAUCUCUCAGUGUGAUAUUAUGCCGACUCAUUAGCCAACACAAGUGUAUGAGCUGAGACACUAGUGCAUAAACCGAUGCUGAAAAUGUGCUUUUUUUGUCAUAUAAACAGUACAUCUCCUCUUCCUUUGAGGGUGUGUUUUACAAACUGGAUUCUGCUGUUACCUGUUCACAAAAAAUGACAGCACUUGUGGCGUAGUGUCAGCUGAACUAAAAAUCUUGUUUCAGUGAUACUGUGUAGACUGAUACUGCAUAAGGACUUCUUUUGUUUAGA
Molecule: messenger RNA, 1614 nt
Organism: Seriola dumerili (greater amberjack)
Lineage: Eukaryota; Metazoa; Chordata; Actinopteri; Carangiformes; Carangidae
Gene: echdc1
Product: ethylmalonyl-CoA decarboxylase 1
Exons: 7
Coding region: 34-969 (311 amino acids)
Biological process (GO): fatty acid beta-oxidation
Cellular component (GO): cytosol
Molecular function (GO): enoyl-CoA hydratase activity
Source: RefSeq, a predicted model, not a curated record